Monopterus albus (swamp eel) is the source of this 1300-nucleotide messenger RNA. Its product is annotated as CMP-N-acetylneuraminate-beta-galactosamide-alpha-2,3-sialyltransferase 1-like. Gene Ontology annotation, cellular component: membrane. The coding region runs from base 30 to 1139 and encodes 369 amino acids. Gene Ontology annotation, molecular function: beta-galactoside (CMP) alpha-2,3-sialyltransferase activity. Gene Ontology annotation, biological process: sialylation. The transcript is spliced from 8 exons. The record is from RefSeq and is a predicted model, not a curated record. Lineage: Eukaryota; Metazoa; Chordata; Actinopteri; Synbranchiformes; Synbranchidae.
UGGUUACAUAGUGUAACAACGUGAAUGGGAUGUCCACUCUUGGUCAUCAAGCCCUGAAUUUCUAUAUAAAGAGGUGGACUCGACAUGGAUAUACGUUUUAUUUUAUCCUUUUGACAGACUUUACUCAGAAAGGUGGCAGUGGACAGGACCGAUUUAAAUGGAAUCUUAGUGAUAUCCUUCUCACAGCCCAGAUGAUGUCAAAAUUGAGGGUGUUCAUUUUCCUGAUAUGUCUCACUGUCGUCAGUGUGCUUUUGAGUGGACACAAUUCAAGCACAUUUCCAGAAAUCUUCCGGGGUCAGGACAGAAGCCUUUGUACUUGUGAGACAUGUUUAUCAGAAGAUGACCUGUGGCUUGCUAACAACACAUCUGUUGAGCCAUUUUUGUCAGCAAAAUACAAUUUUUCAGAGGAUGUUUUUGAGUGGUGGAAACUCUUACAGGAUGAACAGCACAACUUCACUACUUACAGAAAAACAGUGAAAAUGCUGUUUCAGAUCUUCCCACCAAAUCCAGUUCUCACAGAACGCUGCACGGACGGUUGCAGGAGUUGUGCUGUGGUGGGCAAUUCGGGAAAUUUGAGGAGAUCACAUUAUGGCCCUCUCAUAGAUGCCCAUGAUGUCGUCAUAAGAAUGAACAGUGGCCACACUAAAGGUUAUGAAGCAGAUGUUGGGAAGAGAACAACUCAUCAUAUUAUGUAUCCUGAGAGUGCCAAGGACUUGGACAACUCCACUCAUUUGGUGCUGAUUCCAUUCAAGAUACUAGACCUUGAGUGGCUCAUUCAAGCCUCCACUACAGGAUUUUAUGGCAAGUCAUAUAAGCCAGUGAAAUCAAAUAUCACAGUAAAUAAGGAUUUGGUGAUGGUGAUGAAUCCAGCUUUCAUGAGGUAUGUCCAUGAUGCAUGGCUGGAAAAUGAGGGCAAGUAUCCAUCCACUGGCUUUAUGGCUGUGAUUCUCGCUCUGCACACGUGUGAUGAGGUCCAUGUGUUUGGUUAUGGAGCGGAUGAAGAAGGAAACUGGAGUCAUUACUGGGAUCCAAUCCAGAACAGUGAUUUAAAAACUGGAGUACAUGCUGGAACCAAUGAAUAUGAAAUUAUCCAGCAGCUAGCUAGGAAACAAAAACUCAAAUUUUAUAGAGGGUGGUGAUUUUUUCUGUGCAUUUAAAGUAAACAAUAAACAUGACAGCAAAUACAAAGCAAAACACAUUUCAGAAGCCUGGGCCUUAUGUUGAUAGACACUACUGCAGUGUACAAAAGGAUGAUGUGCACGCGUGUGCGCACACACUAACACACACACACACACACACA